This is a messenger RNA of Chelmon rostratus (copperband butterflyfish), 2873 nucleotides long. It is a transcript of the gene slc35a2, whose product is annotated as solute carrier family 35 member 2. NCBI's taxonomy places the organism in Eukaryota, Metazoa, Chordata, Actinopteri, Chaetodontiformes, Chaetodontidae. The record is from RefSeq and is a predicted model, not a curated record. Gene Ontology annotation, molecular function: UDP-galactose transmembrane transporter activity. Bases 281 to 1585 code for a protein of 434 amino acids. Gene Ontology annotation, cellular component: Golgi membrane. Gene Ontology annotation, biological process: pyrimidine nucleotide-sugar transmembrane transport. The transcript has 7 exons.
ACCGUGGUUUCUUCGCUUCCUGGACAUCUCAGAGCCUCCGUGGACUGUUUGCAUCCCGAUGGUACCGGCGGGUCCUCCGCAGGCUUCUCUGACCACAGCACCGGUCCAAAACCUGCCUGACAGAACCACAUUCUCACACUUUAACCUGAAUAUUAAACCGGAGGUCGCCUCCGGUUGGGACUGAACUGGGAGCUGGGGCUAGCUGGGAGGCUAGCGGAGCGUUAGCCGAGCAAGCAGCGGGGUGAAGGCUCGGUCCGGACGGCGGCAGAGGGAGCGCAGCAUGGCUGGAGGGAACCACAGCCCGGCGGCGGAGGUGAAGGCAGCGAGCCGGAGUCAGAGUGAAGUGAACAGCAGGUUGAAGUACAUCAGCCUGGCGGUGCUGGUGGUCCAGAAUGCAUCGCUCAUCCUCAGCAUCCGAUAUGUCCGCACGUUGCCAGGCGACCGCUUCUUCGCCACGUCAGCUGUCGUCAUGGCAGAGGUCCUGAAGGUCCUGACGUGUCUGCUGCUCAUCUUGCUGCAGAAGAGAUUCAGUGUGAAGGAGACGGUGUUCCUCCUGGUCGACUCCAUCGUGUUUCAGUACAAAGACACUCUGAAACUGGCCGUUCCGUCUCUCAUCUACACCCUGCAGAACAACCUGCAGUACAUUGCCAUCUCCAACCUGCCGGCGGCCACCUUCCAGGUGACGUACCAGCUGAAGAUCCUCACCACAGCUCUGUUCAGUGUGCUGAUGCUGAGGAAGUCUCUGUCCAGAGUUCAGUGGGUCUCUCUGCUGCUGCUGUUCGCUGGAGUCGCCAUCGUACAGGUGCAGCAGGAGGGGAAUAAGGAGGCGUCUGUGUUGGACAGCUCCAAUCAGAACUACAUGGUCGGAUUAGUUGCCGUGGUGAUCAGCUGCCUGUCGUCGGGCUUCGCCGGCGUUUACUUUGAGAAGAUCCUGAAGGGGAGCUCUGCGUCUGUCUGGGUGAGGAACGUGCAGCUGGGGAUCUUCGGCAUGGCGCUCGGCAUGCUGGGACUGUGGUGGAACGACGGCCCCGCCAUCGCCGAGCGCGGCUUCCUGUUCGGCUACACCGACAUGGUGUGGUGCGUCAUCUUCAACCAGGCGUUUGGCGGGCUGCUGGUGGCCGUGGUGGUGAAGUAUGCCGACAACAUCCUGAAGGGCUUCGCCACCUCCUUCUCCAUCAUCGUCUCCACGGUGAUGUCCAUCUACCUGUUCGGCUUCCACGUGGACCUGCUCUUCACGGCGGGGGCGGGGCUCGUCAUCGGCGCCGUCUACAUGUACAGCCUCCCUAAAGCGGCCGGCGGCUCUUCGUCCCCGAGCUCCGCAGAGUCUUCCUCGGAGUCUUCAGCAUCGCCGAGGACCGGCGGAGGCGCAGAGAUGGAGGCGUUUCUGCCCAAGUCAGUGCUGGUCUCUUCAUCCGUUGACUCCACGUGGACGAAAUCGCCUGCUCGUCGUCUGAGCUGCCUCUUGUUGUUUUUGUUAUUUUCGCUUUGGGAGGAAAGUUUCUGUUGUUUGUGUCUCCAGAUCACUGCAGGAGCAGCAACAACCUUCAACGCUCCAGUUUUCAGGCUCUGUGGAAAACUGAUCUGAGGACGGAGAAAAGCUGCCGCUUCGUUGUUCUUCAGCUCCUGAAAAUCUGUGUGGAGACAAAAAAACAAAAUAAAUGUUUUCUCCCAAAGUGUACUUUUACUUUACUGCUACUUUACUAAACUUUAAAUAGUUUUUCUGUUUUAUUGCUAUCAGAAUCAAAACUCAGUCAAAUUGUGAAGGGACAACAGAAAGCAAAUAUAUUUUACUUUAAUUUUCUGUCUUUGUAAAAAAGAAAAUGACCCAGUGGACAGUUUCUGUCUCUGGAGACUCUAUAUUCAUAUAUAUAUAUAUAUAUAUAUAUAUAUAUAUAUAUAUAUAUAUAUACAUAUAUAUAUCUUGUUUUUAUUUGAAGUGGAAAUGAAAGGCUGAACUGUUGCUUUAUUUUCGGGUGGUGAUGAAGGAGGACGAGGAAAGAAGAAUAAAGAAAAUCGGCAGGUUGCUCAAGUUUCUUGUGACAACCAAUCAGAGCUGAUUUAAGGAUUUGACAGUUACUGUGACAACAACAACAUUUAGUACAGAUGCUGAGAGCGGCCAUGUUUUUUUAUUUCCUCUUAGCUCGAUCACAGGUUGAUGAUCUGGCAUCAUAUGUCCCUGAGAUAAUGAAAUCGCCAUCUAAAGAAUGAAUCAUGGCCGUUCUCAGCCUCUGUAGAUUAGAGCUGAAUCUGGUAAAAUGUUGGUUUUUUGUUUUCCCUGUUUGAUCGAAAUUGAAACCAAAUAUAAAGAAGUUUCUGAACGAGGCAGCUGAGUUCUGAGGGUUCGGUCGAACAACUGAAGUUUAACUUUCUGUUUUAGUUUUUUUCCAAAAACAAACUGACAUUAAAAAAGACAAAUUUCUUCAUCUUAAACGAGCAGAUUUGCUGUACGAAUUCUGACUUCAGUUUCUGUAGAAUCUGCAUUAACUGCACUGACUCAAAUUUCAGCUGGCAGCUGCAGCGCCACCUGCUGGAAGUUUAAAAAUCAUCCUGUAUAAUUCACUGUGCUCAUUUAAGAAAAUCCUUCAGGAUUUUAGUGACUCGUUCAUAAAACUGAGGGAUUUUCAGUCCGGUCAGAUCCAGCAGGAUUUGUUUUUUUCUCAUUGGAUCCUCCAGGUGGAGAACCAUCCAAUAAGAAAUCUUACAGGAUCUUUUAAACUUCCCCUCCUGUCUGGAAGUUAGUGUUUGGGUUGUAUGAAAUCUGUUUGGUUUCAUCACUGAUCUGUUAGUUUGCACGUGAUUGUUGACUUGUACCAAUGCCUCUGAAUUUGUACAUACUUCUUUUGGUAAAGUUUUAUAUAAACAAGGACAUGGAC